Molecule: messenger RNA, 1787 nt
Organism: Styela clava
Lineage: Eukaryota; Metazoa; Chordata; Ascidiacea; Stolidobranchia; Styelidae
Source: RefSeq, a predicted model, not a curated record
GCGAAACGGCGUACGUAUGCAUGAGAUAGAUCUCUAGAUGUUGUCGUAAAACUUAUUAAUUUAUUGUUGAAGGUUAUUAUUAGUUUAUUUACUGAGAAAAUUCUGCAAGCUUUAUGCAAAGAUGGUUCCUGUAAUGCCAGUAAUCGUCGCAUUAACGACGGCUUUUCUUCUGGCAGUCUUCGCAUCAAUCUACCACACGAGUGCAAAAAUUCCAUUGAAACUUAUAAGACGAGAAACAUUCAAACGACAGGACGAAAUAGAUCACGAUAGUUCGGACGAAUCCAGCAACAUUUCUUCAUCAACAACAGAUCAAUCAUCGGAAGAAGAUGAUUCAGUGGUUGAUAUACUUCAUAGAUCAAUAACAGAUGCUAAUUCUUUCCAGUGUGGAGAAUCAAUUUGCAUAGACAAAGAAAAACGAUCAAAUGAGAAUAUUUAUCUUCGGGAAGACACAGAAUCUUCAUGCUUAGAAGAGGAUACCGAGGAAGGGUGGCUUGAAGAAAUUGAGAGCUCCACGUCAAUCAAUUAUUCAGACGAUGAAUCAUCUUCGACUGAUCAUUUUACGGAAAACACAGAUAUUCGUGACGAUGAACAACAACUUACCAAUGAUGUGUCGAAGGAAACUGAUCAACACUUUGACAAUGAGAGGGAGGAAUCACAUGCACCGUGCGAAUUGCAAGAAAAACAAACUUCUUAUCUGUUUUCCCACGAAGGAAGGUCCUUACACAUUGAUGAACGUGUGAUUUUGAAACCAAGUUUAAAAGUCGAAUGUAGGAGUAGCGAGGAAGAAGGCGGCGUGAGGAUUCAAAAUGAGCCGAGUUACAAAGCUUUUGUUGCACACAAGUGAAGAUGUUUUGCCUUCAGCACCCAGUCACCAUGUUACUGUAGAGUACCACGAGUGUAGAUUUAAAACCCUUAGCGGAUCCUGAAUCUAAUGUUAUUUUUUGGUAAUGUCUUCUUAAUACUGCUCAAAAAACAAUGUCCUCUACCCUAGCAGACGAGCAAGUUUGCCUUCUAUUUGUUAUCUAAUAAUAGGCGGUUGCCAUGGUUACUUCGUCUGUUGUGUCUGGAGUCGUUUGCUUUCAUUGUUAUGAACGAGACUCGGAAAUCGGGUCGCCUGUAUGUGUUUUAUUUCCGGCUCUUCUUAACAUUUGAAUGUUCGAUUUUUCUUUUAGUAUAAUUUAAUGUUAUACUCCCUCAUAGGUGACGCUGCUCGAUAAACAUUACUAGUUUAUUGCGUCUCUCUUCACACUGAAAUGCAUUUUUUUAUCGUUCUUUUUUCUGUAAUGUGUAUUUUCAGCAUGUGUAAAAUUAACUACUGAUUACUGUUUUCACAUUUUCCUAUUUAAAUGAAUAUUAUCAUUUUAUUUGUUUGGUAUAAUUUUUAUUUGUUAUUUUAACUCUAUCUUGAACAAAACUCAUCAAUGUUAAUUACGGUAUGCAGUAUUGUGAUUUUAAUCAGGAACACUCUUCAAGAAAAUUUGAUUAUUUACCCAAUGUUUAUAAAUUAUUUAAUGUUUCGUUAUUUGUCAAUAAAUUUGAAGCAGUGAUAAAAACUUGGAAUUUAAAGUUGAUGUAUUUAUUGGUCAUUUACGAAUAUUUUUAUAUAUACUGGAAUUUAAAUUUUUACUUUUUGUAUUUUUUGUAUUUGAUAUACUUUUGAGAAAAAACCAAAAAAAAUAAAUAUGUUUCUUUUAUAUUAAUAUCAAGCAUGAUCGUCGCUUUUUAAGAUUUUUUCUAGCUUUAUUUAGCCUGGAGAGUGGAGACGAUUCGAUAAUCACUUCUUAUUU